Messenger RNA from Ambispora leptoticha, 130 nucleotides. Lineage: Eukaryota; Fungi; Glomeromycota; Glomeromycetes; Archaeosporales; Ambisporaceae. The record is from the annotation of a GenBank genome assembly.
AGCUAUGGCGCUAUAUAUGCGAUCCCUUGGUCCAGUCCAGCGUGUGGGAUAGUUGGUGCAUUGACAGUUUGGACUCAUGGUUUAAACACGUUUCUUUCCCUUACAGUAUCUAUUUCUACUUAUCUUCGGG